Schistosoma intercalatum is the source of this 1400-nucleotide messenger RNA. The record is from the annotation of a GenBank genome assembly. NCBI's taxonomy places the organism in Eukaryota, Metazoa, Platyhelminthes, Trematoda, Strigeidida, Schistosomatidae.
AAUAUUUGUCGCUCCUUCAAAAUCACAUGAAUAUUUUAUGUUUUUGUUGUAAAUCUUAUCACUCAAGAUUAGGAAAUAAUUCAAAGCUUCUAUCCAAGAACGGAAAAUUAGACGCAUACUCCAGUGGUAGAUCUGAACUAGACCCUAAAGAUUUUAUAAUCACUGACAAGUGCGGUGGUAUAUAUGGCAGGAUUUCAGGGGAAAUAAACGGUCAGCAAUUUUUAAUCCAGAAUUGUAAGGAUUCUUACAUUUACCUCUUAGAUCACUCAAUGACAAUCACUAUUGAUGACUGUUCAGAUUGUACUAUCGUGACGGGGCCUGUAAAGACCUGUUUUUUCAUAAGAGACUGCCGACGGUGUAUUAUAGCGACUGCAUGUCAACAAUUUCGGUCGAGGGAUUGUCAUGAUACACUUGUUUUCGUGGCUUGUUCAACAGAACCUAUCAUUGAAUCUUGCACAAAUUUCACUUUUGGUCCCUAUCAGUGUAGCUAUCCAGGUUUAGAAGAUCAUUUCGCUGCAUCUGGCCUCAGUAUAUUUAAUUGCAAUUGGUAUGAUAUCUAUGAUUUCACCCCGGAUGAAAAUACUGAUGCUGUUCAUAUUUCACUACUAAAAACGACUGAUUCAAUAGAUAACCAUAUUUUAACACCACAGAAGGCAUUAGAACAUGAAGUUGAAAAUAGUAAACUUGAAAAUGGCGAUGAUGAUUCCAUGUCUCUUUUGCAACCGUUAAUGUCAAUUCCAUUGUCUUUUUCAACUGAUAACUCUGUUGUUCCUUUUACGAUUGGCAAUAAAUUAUCAAAUAGUACAUUAUCUCAAUCUACUAAUCAAAUAAUAGAAAAACAAUUUAAUAAAUCUGCCCUAAUUACAAUAUUUCCACAUGAAUCAGCUAUUCAGUCAGCUAAAAUAAUAUGUGAUUAUUUACGAAAAACUAAUUCUUGUACUAUUGUUCAAACUAGUUGUUCUCAAUUUUCUGAACAUGAAAUUGAACAAAUUUUCAAAUGUAACUCUAAGGUGUUUAAAUCAGGUAAUGUAAUCACAAUCGAAAUUACGGGAACCUCAAACACACUGGAUACACUUAGUGAAGAAAUCAUGUCUAAAACAAAUCUUCCCGUAUCUAGUAAAUUAUAUAUUCAGGUCACUACAGAUUCACUAGAGACAACAAGAAGAAUAAAUUUACUCAAUGGACUUCACAGAAUGCAUAUGAACACAUGAUUCUUUAAAUAAAGUAUUUCUCAUAUUACUGGAUCGACUGAAGCACCAGUUUGCAUUGAUUUAUUUAAAGUACCUUAUUAUAUUGUUCUAAAGGAGAAUUGCUUAUUUGUUUACUUAUUCAUUUUCAGUUAAAAAGUAAAAUUGUAUUUUAUGUAUUGAUAAAUGAAUAAAGCAAACAUAUCGAUAACA